Lycium barbarum (goji berry) is the source of this 1899-nucleotide messenger RNA. Its product is annotated as glycylpeptide N-tetradecanoyltransferase 1-like. The record is from RefSeq and is a predicted model, not a curated record. The coding region runs from base 331 to 1629 and encodes 432 amino acids. Gene Ontology annotation, cellular component: cytoplasm. The transcript is spliced from 2 exons. NCBI's taxonomy places the organism in Eukaryota, Viridiplantae, Streptophyta, Magnoliopsida, Solanales, Solanaceae. Gene Ontology annotation, molecular function: glycylpeptide N-tetradecanoyltransferase activity. Gene Ontology annotation, biological process: N-terminal peptidyl-glycine N-myristoylation.
GGAGUCUCUCUCUCUCUCUCUAGCAAAAGCAAACCUAAACGACAUUCUUUGCUCUCUCUAUAGUGCAAAGAACAUUCUUUGCUCUCUCUAUAGUGCAAAGAAGAUCUUCAUACUAUACUGCAAACAAUAUUCUUUGCUCUCUCUAUAGUGCAAAGAACAUUCUUGGCUCUCUUUAUAGUGCAAAGAAGAUCUUAAUACUAUACUGCAAACAAUAUUCUUUGCUCUCUCUAUAGUGAUUGCAAAAAAAUAUAGAGUCUCUCUCUCUCUAUAGAUCGAGAUCUUCAUACUAUACUGCAAUUCGCAAGAGAAUAAUAUAGCGAAGUCGGUAAAAUGGCUGAUGACAGUAAGGCAACUGAGAACCAUAACCUCACUUCUGAUAAUAACUUAUCAUCAGAGAGCGGUAAGGAGGUAUCAAUUGAUUCCUUAGCACGACAAGUGCAAGAAUCUCUGUCACUGGCAAAGAGGCAUAAGUUUUGGGAGACCCAACCAGUGGGCCAGUUUAAGGAUCUUGGAGUUUCAAGCUUGCCUGAAGGUCCUAUUGAACCCCCAACACCUUUAUCUGAAGUUAAACAGGAGCCAUACAAUCUUCCUGGUCCAUAUGAGUGGACUACCUGUGAUUUGGACUCAGAAGAUACGUGUAAUGAGGUCUAUGUUCUGCUAACAAACAAUUAUGUUGAAGAUGAUGAGAACAUGUUUAGAUUCAAUUACUCCAAGGAGUUCCUUCGAUGGGCACUACAUCCUCCAGGUUACUAUAAGAGCUGGCAUAUUGGAGUCAGAGUGAAGACCUCGAAAAAAUUGGUUGCUUUUAUCACAGGGGUACCUGCAAGGAUACGCGCUAGAGAUACUGUAGUUGUCAUGGCGGAGAUCAACUUUCUGUGUGUUCAUAAGAAGCUUAGAUCAAAAAGACUUGCUCCUGUCAUGAUAAAGGAGGUCACGAGGAGAGUUCACUUGGAAAACAUUUGGCAAGCGGCUUAUACAGCUGGGGUGGUCCUUCCGACACCUGUAUCAACAUGUCAAUAUUGGCAUAGAUCUUUGAAUCCAAAAAAGCUUAUCGAUGUCGGGUUUUCUAGGCUUGGCCCGAGGAUGACAAUGAGCCGCACAAUGAAGCUUUACAAGUUACCUGAUCACACUGUCACACCUGGUUUCAGAAAGAUGGAGCCUCAUGAUGUUCCUGCUGUUACUCGGCUGCUUAGGAAUUACUUGAAGCAGUUUGUGGUUGCACCUGAUUUUGAUGAAAAUGACGUGGAGCACUGGGUUCUGCCAAAGGAGGGUGUUGUUGACAGCUAUCUGGUUGAAAGCCCCGAGACUCAUGAAAUCACUGACUUCUGUAGUUUUUACACCCUCCCUUCAUCAAUUCUUGGUAAUCAGAAUUAUUCCACUCUGAAGGCUGCUUAUUCUUAUUACAAUGUUUCCACUAAAACUCCAUGGAUUCAGCUGAUGAAUGAUGCUCUCAUUGUGGCAAAGAUAAAGGAUUUUGACGUUUUCAACGCCCUAGAUGUUAUGCAUAAUGAAACUUUCUUGAAGGAACUAAAGUUUGGCCCUGGUGAUGGGAAACUCCACUACUAUCUCUACAACUAUCGAAUAAAUCAUGUUUUAAGACCAUCAGAACUUGGGCUAGUAAUGUUGUAGCUUGUGCUCGGGAGAUUAUUGCCUGCCUGGGAAGCAGUUUUGGUAAUGUGUGCUCGGUCUCGUAUUAGGGCCCCUUAAUUGCCCUUUUAAACUUUUUGCAUCCAUGAAUAGAUUAAGGCGCCAGUGUGAAACUUCUGAACAUAGUUUUGUGCUUAAUUUAAUUGUACUUUAUGAUGUCUGAUCUUCCAUAGUUCUUCCAUGUUGAUCCCAAGAUCUCAAGUGUUCAGAACUAUGGAGAAAGAAUGUGUUAAUUACCUUAUUUCUUGUUAA